GCCUGCUUUGUGUAGCACAAUGCUUAGUCGUGGCGGCCUUACAUAGAUAUGUUAUCUCUUUUCUCUGUUGCCCAGGUUUCCAAUUAUUUAAAACCUCGUUCCCGAUAUUUGUUCACAAUCGUCUUCGCUUUAACUACAAGAUAACAAUAUGCCUCUCAGCAUGCACAUCCCAGGUUUGCGCAAAAAAUCCGAAGUGGCCUACCACGUAGUAGAGGCGGGCAUACGUACCGGGAAAAUCUCAGGCAAACAUGCUCAAAUUCCAGACUGGCCUUCUGAGCCGCGACGCAUAGAGCGCACAUUGCUUUGGAUCUUUGCCGAUUUCGCUCUACUCACGCUCCCCAUAGCAUUCAUAGUACUCGCAAUUCUGGCUUCUGGGCUGGACGGGCAACCCACUUCUCGAUUGGGAAAAGACAUACAAAAUGCGUCUCUUCUCGGUCCAACCAUAUUUCCUCUCGCUUUCGCAGCGUUGGGUGGCCGGAGUCUCAAGAACAUUGCGUUAUGGAAUGCCGAAAGAGGUACAACGCUUGGAGUUCUCGAGCUCCUUGUUGGUAGUCGAAGUUUUGUGGCCGCAGUAGGCCACGCGAUCAAUCUUCGUUCGCCUAGUCUUCUUGCUUUCGGCAUACUUAUUCUUUGGACACUUUCGCCCUUGGGAGGCCAAAGUGCUUUACGAUUGGUGUCGGAGACAAACCGUACGAUAUCAGUAAACGGUCCUGUGUAUUACGCAAAUGUCGAUGCGUGGAGUGGCUACAUGGUCGUGACCGCUGCUUGGCCUGACAACGUAAACACUGCGAAUUCUGUGAGUGCUACUGUUUCGAUGAGUCUGUUGACUUCUAAGACCUGGGACAACUCAUCGUUCGAUGUGUGGUCUCAUCCUAAGGUACCUCGCAUUGAAGAUCUUGAGCGCGAUGAGGCCGAGAAUCAAAACGAACGCCCGUGGUACAUUAUCGACAGAUCUACACCCGCCAACUAUGCAUCACUCACUGGUGUUCCUAUCUUGAAUUUGGAAGUCAAUGUUCUCACGAAUCUGACAAUUCCAUAUGAGUACAUGUACUUCGACUGCAGCAAGAAGAUGGAUGAAUCACCCGACGACGAACAGCAUGAUGUGCCGACUUAUUUGCGUAGCCUGGUACCAAACCUUUACGGUCCCAAUCUCAAUACCCUCGUCGAAAACAACUCCACGAGUUUCGUUGAUCUAUUUACGGCUAGUGCAGGCGGGUUCGAAGACUAUAGCAGCAGCUUUUUCCUCUACGGGACCAGGAGCGAAAACAACAACAGAACCUACGCAGUGCCUGACAGACUUUUGUACGGUACCAUAAAUAUAGACACCCGCGUUUUUCUCUACGAAUGCUCUAUGAAGAGCGUGUUGACAGAGAUUAACGUGGUGUGUCUGUCAGACGACUGCGUAGUCGAGCGCGUACGCCGCCUGGACAAACCUCGAAACAAACGAGGCACUGGCUGGAACAACGAAUACAAUGGUACGCCAUACGAUGUGAUGCACGAUAAUAUUACCAAUGCCAGGUUUUUCCAGUACUUCACUACCAUCGCACCGGUCAACAGCAAUCCUCAUCCCAUCGACAGCUAUGUCUACGGCGCUACUCCGUGGGGUGAGGGCGGGUUUAGGCACGUUGCUUCUCCACAUGAAUGGGAUAAUGUAUCUACUAUCGACAUAUCAAAUCGACUGACACGAGUAUUGAACACAUACUGGGACACCUCGCGUUGGAGCAAUGCAGUCACUCGAAACGACUUCUUUACAAAACCCACUUUUUUGAAUUCCACCAGUUCAGAAGACGAAACUUGGGGUUACACAAACUUGAACAUGAACAUAACAAACGCCCAAAUCAGCCAUCAGAUCCUCAUCUAUGAAGCCCACUUCUUAUGGGUUGCGGCUUCCGUUGUGUGCUCGACUAUCCUUUUUCUUCUCGGUACCUUCAGCUUCUUCCUAUCGCUCACAACAACAGCACCAGAUAUAUUCGAUUACGUAUCAUCGUUUACGAGAGAUAACCCCCAUAUCAUUGGGCUGCAAGGAGGAUCAUCGCUUGAUGGGGGAGAUCGCGCGCGUCUGCUUCGAAAUCUGCCAGUCCAAUUAGGCGAUGUUGAUGCAGAUGCAAAGGAAGGCUAUAUCGCGUUGAGGAGUAUAGAAGGGGAGAGAGACUGUCAAAGGCGGCGGGUCCAGAAGGGAAGACUAUAUCGGUAGAAUGAUAUACUUGCAUAGCGAUCAGAUCUCAGUUAAACACAGAAGAUGAACAGAAGAGUGUACAAACAGGGUAUGCCUAGAUUCCUCUCCGGCC
This is a messenger RNA of Dothidotthia symphoricarpi CBS 119687, 2288 nucleotides long. RefSeq lists its product as uncharacterized. The record is from RefSeq and is a predicted model, not a curated record. The transcript is spliced from 3 exons. NCBI's taxonomy places the organism in Eukaryota, Fungi, Ascomycota, Dothideomycetes, Pleosporales, Dothidotthiaceae. The coding region runs from base 149 to 2194 and encodes 681 amino acids.